Molecule: messenger RNA, 4258 nt
Organism: Cyprinodon tularosa
Lineage: Eukaryota; Metazoa; Chordata; Actinopteri; Cyprinodontiformes; Cyprinodontidae
Exons: 2
Coding region: 213-1007 (264 amino acids)
Source: RefSeq, a predicted model, not a curated record
AAUGAAUGUGGGAUAUCAUGCAGCUCCAGGAGUGGGUCCUCUUUGGGAUACUUCCCACAUCCUGACGUCAGCUGGAUGUGAAAGUUUUCUCCCUUUUCCAGCUUCCAACAGACGCAUUCCCUAAUCUGCUCCACACCAGAGAUUUGAGGUAGAAAAAAUUCAAUCACGGCUCAUGGGUCAGCCCUCUCCCUGAGACUUCCCCACCUUCCGUAAUGCCCUUCUUCAGCACUGCCACUCCUUUCCUCCACCUACUGCUCUGCGCUCUGGUGGCCGACCUGCCUUUGGCUCACAUCGCCUACGGCAACUCCAUCUACCACUCCUGGAGCCAGGACGCUCAGCCCUGCAGCUCAUCCUCAGUGUCCGACUGCAGAUGCAAGAACUUCCAGCUCUCCACGGCGCACUGGCCCCUGACUCAAUCCACUCCAUUUUUCCAGAGAAAACAUUUAACCGUUUGGUUCUCGUCGCCAUCCACCGUGAUGCGACUGUUGAACAACUCAGAGGUGAGACAUCUCACGCUCAUCCACUGCGGACCUCCAGGAGAGCCCAGGGGAGCAGCCUCUUUCACUCAGGAGGGGUAUUUUGUGGUGCAACGCCUGGAGAGGCUGACGCUGGUGAAUGCACCGGAGAGGCCGUUUCAUCCCUGCACUGAUGCAAACUGUGCCAAGAGCACAAACGCUAACCAAGACAGAGAUAACAGCUUUACAUUUGACUCUAACAAACCCAACAAAGACACCAAAGUGGACCUUAUAGCUGAGUCAAUGAAGAGUUCUUUGACAGCUUCCUCACCUCAGAUCCAAGACAUCUUCCUGGGCAGGGAGCUGGGAGCGGCACAUCACGAACAGGCCCGACUGGGAAUCAUCCACAGUUCUGUUCUGGACUGGGGAGCAGAGAUCAAAACCUACACGGUUCUAACUCAUAUAGACAGUGACGGAACGCUGCCUUUCCCCGACCUUCACCUGGCUAAACUCCCUGAGGCGUCGGUUAUUUAUGUCAGCUUUGUGUACUGAGAGAAGAGCUAUUUUAAGGGAGGUAAAGGAUCCACUGACGACAUUUUAAAAGCCUCUAUUUGAAUUUAUAGUUUGGCUUCAGAAAUUUUUCUGUAGUAGAUGGAAAUAAAGGAUAAGUUGUCUCAUAAGGCUCCCUUGUUCCCAGACAUCUACAGACAUCCUAGUUCAAUAAUAAAAUAUUCUAUUAAUCCAAAAGGGAAAGUACAUGUUUUAAGUCACGUAAAAUGGAUUUAUUCAACUAGCUGUAGAAGUUGAUGGCUGUCUUUCUUGUAAAAAAUAGUUCACGUAAGGAUUAAUGUGUGGAAAACAGUUUGCUGACUGUGGACUAUAGUUUAAAGUCUAUAUGAACUCUACCUUUUUCUUCCAAAUGACAACUGAAACAUUUUAAAAAGGGGGUGGAAAAGAACUGCUUGAAAUACAGGGACCUUUGAAUGAAAUAGCAACCAUACAGCAUAAAAAAACCCCAUAAAACACCAUAAAAACCGAAAACCAGAUCAGUCUUAUUUUAAGGUCAACUCACGCCCAAGACCUAAAUCCUUUUAUAAAAUGUGUUGGUUUAACUGAAGAUAGACUCCAAUAGGGCUCUAUGUGUUAAUUCAAACUCAUAUAAGAGUUAGAAAUUGACAAAACAUUUAUUUUUCAUGUAAGAUAUUGCUACAGCAAUGAAAGAGGAAUCAAUUUUCAGACUUGUUACUCAUCUGGACAAUGUGCAAACAUUUGUGUCACGUAUUUAGGUUUCAGUUUGAGUUAUUUCUUUUUGUUUUGUUGUAAAGCCCAAAACUUGGCAGUACAUCAUGUAGACAAUGGAAAAAAAACACAGCUCAGAUUACCACAUGUCUUUUGUUUCCUGCUCUUGUUUAUACUGACCUGAUAGAGCGACAGCUAAAAGUGUUAGAUUAAUUCAUCAAUUUGCAUUUGUGUGGUUUCAGCAUACAGUGCCUCACAGAUGUAGUUUCCUGUUUAUUUAAACCCCCUGACAAUACUGGCUGGGUUUAUUGUUCUGCACAUGAUCAUUAUGCAAUUUCAGGCUGGGUCUCUUAUCCAAGAAAAAAAGGAGAACUUGAUGCCAAGAAGUAUUGUCAUAUGAUGUUAGUGCAACAUAAAUAUCUCCAAGUUCAGCUUUGAAAUUUUAAAUCUCCAUCUCUGGUUCCUUUUUUCUCCACACAAUUCUUAAGGGUUGGAGAUUUGUUUGCAAUGGCCUGAAAAAGAUGCACUUCAAUCUUUGAACCACAAGGUGGCAGCAGAUAUGUUUGAGAAAUUAGGUAGAGGUUAAUGACAUAAGGACUUUUCCCUUACAUGCAGUUGAAAUAAAAAAUUUAACUUAAGCGUUUCACUUGAUAAAGCCUAAUUGACAAGGGUUUGGUUAUAUUAAUUUGUUGUGUUCAUCUGGAAAUGUUUCAACAAUAAGCUUGCAGUCUGGUAGCCUAUUUGCAUGGAGAGAACAUAUUGUUCCAUUUCAAUUUUAUAUUUUUAACUUCAGUUUGAUACUGGAUUUUCAAAAACGAUGUUUGCAUUCAAUGCUGCCACAUACAUAUGUUUUGUAUUUUUUUUUAAAGAAAUUUUAAAUUGCUUUGCAUCAUCUGUAGAUAAAAAAAAAAAAAAACAUUAAUACAUGUCUUCUGAAUGUUCAGACAUAAGUCUGUCGCUGAUGGAUGAACAAAAGUGCCCUUAUAUUAAAAAUUGUUUCUGUCCCCUGGUGAAUAAAAAAAAACAAAAAAAAACAAUAAUAGCCACCAAACUUUGUGUUGCAAUUAUAAAAAAAAGUGCUACAAAUUAAAAUAAUAUCUAAUAAUAUCUAAUUUUCUUAUCACUCUGGUUGGAAAUGAGUUUUGUUGAGGCUUUUAACUCUUGCUGACUGGCUGGUUUCACACACCAUAUUUCCUCACUACAGAGAUCCCUCCUGCAGAGUCAGCUUGUCUUAACCAAGUCAUCUGAUGUGGUGCUGACCAUUUCUCUGUCAAUCAGGUGGGGUUACUUUCAAAUAAGACAAGGAGACAUAGAUGAUUCUAGACAAGAGAACUGGUCCUGGCCUGUUUGGUUCAUGUACUGAAACGAUUAUGCUAAAUCAUUUUUUUAUGAUGAUUUGCACUGACAAAGGAUGCACUGUACAAUUGGCCCAUUCAACCAAUUUAAUCUUUCUACUUAAUAGUUUACUUAAACAACUAUUUCGAAGUUAAAGCCAAUAAUUUCAAAUUUCUGCCAUCCUGUAUCCGCCAUUAAGAUAGGAUAGACAGUUUACAUUUGUUAGAUCGGAGGUCUGCAAUCUUUGCUUUGUGGCUCACUUUACAGUCUAAAUCUGGGUAGGUAAUGUCAGACCUUUAGUGUCACUGUUCUGCAGCUUUUGCAUGCAUCCCUUCUCUAACACACCUGAACCAAAAGGCCUGAUUACCUUCUUGGUCAUUAACCAGUCACAUGUUUCAGGUGUGGUGAAGAAGGGUUGAAUACAAAAGCUGCAGGACAGGCACUCGAGAACCUACCCCUGGUCUAAAUGAUGCCCUUUUUGUGUGUGUUCUUGUUUUUUUCUACAAGGCGGGAACAAUUUUCUCUUAAACCUCUACAUCAUGGGGACUAACCAUCCUUAUGGGAAACCUCCAUCUGGUGUGUGUAUGUGUGUGUGUAGCUGUCUGGCCCUCAGAGUGAGGACCAUUUUCCAAAUUUCACCAUCAGAUUGAAGACCAGUUGUUGCAGAGUGAGGACAUUUUGCUGAUCCUCAAAAGCUAUUUUGCUAGAGGUUAGGUUUAGGGCUAAGGUAUCAACUGGGUUAGGGUUAGGGCGAGGUAUGCAUUGGUAAUUGUUAGAGUUAGGGUUAGAUUUAUGGUUAGGGCAUAGAAACGGUUGAAAAUGGAAGUCAAUUGGAGUCAACGCAUGGUCCUCACCACAUAUAGCAGAAUGAGUAUAUGUGUGUGUGAUGCUAUGGGCCUCCAUAAAAAAAAAAAAAAAAAACCUCUUGCCCCACCCUGGUUAAUCUGCUCUAGAACCACCACUGCAAAACCAUUGCAUUCAUUACAUGUUAAUCUCAUGACUGUGUGCUGAGAAACUAAAUUAGCAGUCUUCCUAGUUUUCAUAUAAGCCAAAGCAUACUGUGCCAAGAUGUUUCUGUAUUUAAACAAUAGUUGUUUUUAUUUGAUCUAAGGAAAUGAUUUGUUUUUACAUUUGAACAUAUCUUUAUUUGGAUGUUUUUACAUUUAAGGAUUUUUAAACUAAAAUAUCAUAAUGAAAUGUAACUACUUCAAUAAAUAAAUCCAAAAGUG